ACACUGAUCCGCUGCAGUGAGCUCUCUCCCACAGAAGUGCAGAUACCAACUGUCAUGAAAGAGAAAGUGCUACAAACUCAGGAUGAAUGCCACCCGUGUCCACCAGCAGGGAAGCGGCUCAUCCAGUGCUUCAGAUGUGGAGAACCAUGCAAAGGAGAGGUGCUGCGUGUCCAGACCAGCCACUUCCACAUUAAGUGCUUUACCUGCAAGGUGUGUGGCUGUGACUUGGGUCAAUCAGGCUUCUUCAUGAGGAACGGCGACUACCUCUGUCCGGUCGACUUUCAGAGGCUUCAUGGCACGCUCUGCAACAACUGUGGGGAAUUUGUGGAGGGAGAAGUGGUCACAGUCUUGGGGAAGACUUACCACCCGGCCUGUUUUGUGUGCACCAUUUGCAAACAACCCUUUCCAGCUGGGGAUUGUGUCACCUUCAGUGGUAAAGACUGUCUCUGUCAGCGCUGUAUUAGACCCUUGUCUCCAACUCCAACUAACGACAUAAGCUGUUCUAAUUGCUGCAAUGGCUGUGGCAGAGAGAUCAAGAAUGGCCAGGCUCUGUUAGCCCUGGGUAGCCAGUGGCACCUUGGCUGCUUCAAGUGUAAAGCCUGCAGAAGAAUGCUGAGUGGAGAAUACAUCAGCAAGGAUGGUGUUCCAUACUGUGAGAGGGACUACCAGAUUCAGUUCGGUGUACAAUGUGAAGCAUGUCAGAAGUUCAUAACAGGGAAAGUCCUAGAGGCGGGGGACAAACAUUAUCACCCCGGCUGUGCCAGAUGUAGCCGAUGUGAAAGAAUAUUCACAGAGGGAGAAGAAAUGUAUCUGCAAGGUUCGACAGUGUGGCACCCAGAAUGCAGGAACAGGAGCAGAACUGAGGACAGUUACAGGCCCACUAGAUCCUCAUCUGAGAGCUCCUCUUCCAGACCGGGCUCAUGCACUCCAGGAAGCCCCGGUCGCACUAUCUGUGCAAAAGUAGAUAAUGAGAUCAUUGAUUACCGAGACUUAGCAGCAAUUCCCAGAGUCAAGGCUAUAUAUGAUAUAGAGCAUCCUGAUAUGAUAUCCUAUAAGACUGAGAGUGACAACUCCUCUGCUUUGGACAACAAAGGCAACAAAGAGGACAGGCAGAGCUCUGCAGAGUCACCAGGAAACAUAUCUGAAACCACAGAGGAGAGCUUUGAAAUGCGAAAGUGCAUACCAAAAUCUACAAGCGAUGGUUAUGCACUGUACAAUCGUCGCAGUUACACUCCAACUCUGUCCAGAUCACCGCAACACUUCCAUCGGCCGGGCUUGAUGCUUUCCCCUCCUUUAUUCUCUGGCAACAAAGACACCUGCCCCACUUCCCCUUUAUGUCACCACUUUCUCCCUCCCACCAAAGAACAGGGUUUCAACAUGUACAGAAGGCCCCCGAUUUACAAAAAGCAAGAUGAUCCAAAUUCCUCCACAUCCAAAACAUCCUCUUUGCCUGGAUAUGGCCGCGGUGGCAUCAAUCCGCCAAGGUCAGCUGAUUUCUCCCAGUACAACGGUGACAGAUUCAGAGAUUAUAAGCUCUUCUAUGAUGGUCAACAUCUAUUAACAUGCCUGGAGAGAGGAGUGUCUAUGCCUAAUUUGUUGGAGCCAAAAGUCUACCCAUAUGAAAUGCUGACAAUUAGAAACAGAGGACGAGUGACGCUUCCCAAGGAAAUUGACAGAACAAGACUAGAGCGUCAUCUGUCCCCAGAUUCAUUCUACGAGAUCUUUGGCAUGGAUAUACAAGAAUUUGACAGACUUCCGCUUUGGAAACGUAAUGACAUGAAGAAGAAAGCAGAUCUCUUUUAAAUGCUGCCUCAUGCAUGUUUCUGUUCAUUGUUAAAAUGCUGUACGUGUCAAAUUCUGAUGACUCCUUAUAUUUAUUUCUUUUUAUUUGACACACAAAUUAGAAAUCGUUUGCCUAAGAAAAGGACAAACUAGAUCUUUACAGGGACUCAGUACUAUGUUCCCCUAUUAGUCUUGGUAGACUAUUGUUAUGAAUGAUGAUUGCAUUUAUAAUACCUCAAAGCAGACAUGAAAAUGAGUACUCGGCUUAGUCUUGCUUUAGUCUUGGCUUCAGUAAUAGGCAGGCAUGUCUCCCCAGGAAUUAUGUUCAUAUUGGACGAUUCAGCUGAAUUCAAUUUAUUUGCCCAUUCAUCAUAAAUCCAACAUGUAGUGUGGCAUUUAUUGACCAUGAAGUGAAAAGUAUGGAAGAAAGGGCAAAAAGUAAUGUUUUUUCUUUGUGGUUUUGCAUUGUGUUUCAGACUAUCAUGUUUAUAUUGACUUUUGUGACAUUUAUUAGCGAAGAAGAAGAAGUCUUUAACCUUCCUUCACCCUAACCUAACCUGAACCAAGUGAUCUUUGUACUCCUGGUAUGUUUUCACUCUACUAAUGAGGGCGCCAGAUCAGCAAAAUGCUCAUAUACUGUACUGUUUAGGAAUCAUUGGGCAAAACCUUAGAUUAUAUUCAGUGGCAAAGCUUUUAAGGACAACCAAUGUCUUAAAUAUCUGCGGUUGGCAACUACAAGAUGAUGAGCAAGGUAUAGUCAAGGUAAAGCAUCCACAACAUUUGCAUCUCAAACCUAAAUCAUAGUCAUUUAUCAACCCUCCUGAGAAAAUGUUAAAACAGACUGAAGGAUCAUAAAAUAAAUAUUUCCAUAAGCCUCAGUAAGCAUCAGUGUAAGUUUCUGCAUGCCUACCUUAAAAUAAAGACUUUAGUACACAGGUUGAUAAUAUUUAGGGUG
Scomber japonicus (chub mackerel) is the source of this 2737-nucleotide messenger RNA. RefSeq names its product actin-binding LIM protein 1-like. Bases 55 to 1803 code for a protein of 582 amino acids. Gene Ontology annotation, biological process: cytoskeleton organization; cilium assembly; lamellipodium assembly. Gene Ontology annotation, cellular component: stress fiber; actin cytoskeleton. Gene Ontology annotation, molecular function: actin filament binding. The record is from RefSeq and is a predicted model, not a curated record. Lineage: Eukaryota; Metazoa; Chordata; Actinopteri; Scombriformes; Scombridae. The transcript is spliced from 20 exons.